UCAUUACAGAAAACUCUAUGACUAUGUUGAAUCUUGUCAUUUCUAUUUCACAAUUUUCGCAGAUUUUUCCAAACAAAAAUGCUCGCGAAAAAUAUAACUAAUUUGCUUAUUAGAAGCACAUAUGUGACAAAGAAUUGCCACACUACAAUAAGAAACAUCUCCGUAACAUCAGUAAAACAGGACAUAGUAAAAAUCCAAAGCACCGACGACUUUAAGGAAAAAGUCAUCAAUAGUAAAGUUCCUGUGGUGGUCGAUUUCUUUGCGACAUGGUGCAACCCUUGCAGGCUUUUAACUCCUCGUCUAGAAUCAAUAAUCUCUGAAAGCAAGGGUAAAGUGAUCCUGGCUAAGGUUGAUAUUGAUGAGCAAACGGACUUGGCUCUAGAUUACGAAGUGAGCUCUGUGCCUGUCCUUGUGGCUAUUAAGAAUGGAAAGGUUCAACAACGUCUUGUUGGAUUGCAGGACACCGACAAGCUGCGCAAGUGGAUUGAACAAUUUGCUUCAGAUGAAUCAAAAGCUACAGUCAAAGCAUAAAUUAUUGUUAUUACAUAUUUGCUAAAUUAUUGUUGUUACCAUAAUGUAGUUGACUUUAUUUUAAUAAAAAUGCAUAUUAAAAA
Molecule: messenger RNA, 614 nt
Organism: Manduca sexta (tobacco hornworm)
Lineage: Eukaryota; Metazoa; Arthropoda; Insecta; Lepidoptera; Sphingidae
Product: thioredoxin, mitochondrial
Exons: 2
Coding region: 79-531 (150 amino acids)
Cellular component (GO): cytoplasm
Molecular function (GO): protein-disulfide reductase activity
Source: RefSeq, a predicted model, not a curated record